Scophthalmus maximus (turbot) is the source of this 1304-nucleotide messenger RNA. It is a transcript of the gene tmem208, whose product is annotated as transmembrane protein 208. Gene Ontology annotation, cellular component: intracellular membrane-bounded organelle. The coding region runs from base 219 to 740 and encodes 173 amino acids. The transcript is spliced from 6 exons. The record is from RefSeq and is a predicted model, not a curated record. Gene Ontology annotation, biological process: vacuolar protein processing. Lineage: Eukaryota; Metazoa; Chordata; Actinopteri; Pleuronectiformes; Scophthalmidae.
UUGAUGACGACACUUUCAUGCGCCGGAAGUGUAAGCCUCCGAAUUCCCUGAGUGCUGAUGUGGUCCAAGACAUUUCAGCGCAGGCAGACUCCUGGCUUAGUUUUUCAAUUUUGAUGCAGUUGUACAAUAACGGAGAACAGCGGCGUCGGGUCACACGGAGGUCGGGGUGAAAGAAGAGGCAGUGGACGAGCGAUCAGCAGCACCGGGUCAGAGAGCGAAUGGCGCCCAAAGGGAAAGUUGGCACAAAGGGAAAGAAGCAGAUCUACGAGGAGAAUGAGGCGACUCUGAGGUUCUACAAAAGAGUCAUCCUCGGAGCUAAUGCGAUAUUCGCUGCCAUAAAUCUAGCCAUUUUCUACAGUUCGUCUACAUUUUGGACAUGGCUGCUGCUCGUGUUUGCACUAGCAGUGUACGUUGGGAGUUACCGAUCCAUGUCAGCGAUGGCCAAGCCAGUGUUUGCUGAGGAUGGAAGUCUCCUGGAUGGAGGAAUAGACUUAAACAUGGAGCAGGGAAUGGCAGAGCACCUGAAGGACGUCAUCCUACUCACCGCCAUAGUUCAAGUGCUCAGCUCAAUCUCUUUUUAUUUCUGGUACCUCUGGUUGCUGGCCCCGGCCCGUGCCCUCCACCUGCUGUGGGUGAACUUCUUGGGCCCCUGGUUCAUGGCAGAUAACCAAUCAGCUCCAGAGGAAGUGAACGAGAAGAAGCAGAGAAGACAAGAGCGCAGACAGAUGAAGAGAUUCUGAGGCUGCGGAGCGGACGGAGCAGUAUUUUUAUACACAGAAUCUAAUAUACAGAUAGCUAGAAUUUCGUAAGUUAUUCAGGAAGAAAUUCUGUUAUUAAGUUUAACUCCAUCCAAAUCUGAUACAGUGGAAUCUUGUUUUCCACGUUUUCUUCCUGCCUUCUCCUGCAAUCUAAUUCUCUCCCUAAAAUAUGAAAUUAAAUGUUCCCUAUUUAGAUAAUGUCAAAAUAAAGACACUGUCCAAAUAUCAUUUGUCCUCAUGCAGAGAUUUAAGAGCUUUUGUGUUACACAAUCGUGUCACACUGCCUCCUGACGAUGUCCUUUCAGGCACACCCUGAAUACUGUACCACCAAUAACAAACGGAAUUUGUUCCACCAGUGCCACUUUUUUUUUCCACUGAAUGUCUUUUUAUUUUUAUUCUGAUUUUCUGGUGUAACAUAAUUCAUUGAUCCUUCAUUAGAGAGCAGAGAGAUUUCAUUCAUGAGCUGUUAAAAUCAACUGGUUAUAUAUCAAGUUUUUACUGGGAACAUUUUUGCAAUAAAAAUCUUCCUUUGGUGUUUGCAGUUUA